Messenger RNA from Frankliniella occidentalis (western flower thrips), 4949 nucleotides. RefSeq lists its product as uncharacterized. Bases 1 to 4302 code for a protein of 1433 amino acids. Gene Ontology annotation, cellular component: cell periphery. NCBI's taxonomy places the organism in Eukaryota, Metazoa, Arthropoda, Insecta, Thysanoptera, Thripidae. The transcript has 16 exons. The record is from RefSeq and is a predicted model, not a curated record.
AUGGAUGAACAAAAGGUAUACAAAAGCCUCUGCUCCGUGGCCUCGUACCAACUGCGAGUGUCCAGCCCCCCUGGCGGCGGCCUCGGUCUCGGCUUGGGGCCGGGCCUCGGCAUCGGCUCGGGGCCCGGCCGGCCGCAGACCUACCUGGCGCUGUCCGGGGACCUGCUCGUGGAGAUCAGGCAGCUGCCGGUGUGGGCGCGCGGCCGCCGCUUGCAGCUGCUGCUGCUCGAGCACGUGUCCAACGGCCCGCCGCUCGCCACCGCGGCCUCGGCCGCCAACCCUCCAGAGUACACGGUGCAGGGCUCCGUGCCAGUGAGCGUGCCCACCAACGCGCCCAGCACGGCGGCUAACACGGGCGGCCGGCUGCAGUGGGUGCGGGGCUACAGCCGCAGCGGCGGCGGCAGCGUGUCGCCGGCCUCGGGCCGGGCGCUGGGCAAGAUGACAAGCACCUGGCGGCCCGAAGCGGAGCGCGGCAACGCGACCGGCAGUGCGCCGCCGGCCGCGCCCAGCAGGCCGCCGCCGCUGCCCACCACGCUCAAGCCCAUCGUGGCCCGCUUCCCAUGCGGCUUCGUCUCGCGCGGCGGCCGCUACGCCCUCAGGCUGGCGGGGCUCGACAGGACCAAGAAGACGGCCAGCAGGAAGGGGGACCGCGACGAGUCGAGCGGGGAGAACGAGAGCGACGAGAGGACGGCGUCGUCCAACAGGGUCGUCGGCGGCGGCUCGGAGAUGAAGCAGGAGGCGGCGGACGCACCGACGGCGGCCCUGGCCACCACGGCGAGCACCACGAUAUCCACCACGGCUGCCACGACAACGCCCUCCGCGACGACCAGCAGCACGCCGAGAAAUACCACCGCCAGAGUCAGGAUGGCCUUCGACCCCGCGCUGCCCGCCACCAACGAGACUGGAGGGCUGUUUCUCCUGGACGUGCUCUGGCCGCGUGCGCGACUGUCCCUCGGCCCCAAGGAGAUCGUCACCUACCCUGAGGAAUCGGUUCGAGCGACCGUCGAGUUCCUCGGGGUGCGCUGUCCGAGUGCCAAGGGGUCACCCGUGUCCGAGUCCUGGCUUGACCUCGUGUACUGCGGGCCCGUGGCCACUGACUGCACCUACGGGAACUAUACGACUCGACAGAUCCUUCACUCGGAGCAGGUGCUGGGCUACCCGCACCACAUGGCAGUGGGCCUGAGCUGCGAGCUGUUCGGCAUGGCGGGCUACUACAGCUUGCACCUCCGCGCCGGCAGGCCCGCCGUAGCAGCUUGGCCCCUGGACGCCGCCACCAACGCCACCAUCAAGGCCGUGUGGAGUGACCGGUUCGUGUUCAACGUGCACGCGCGCUCCAUCUUCCCGUGCGCGGCGCACAGCGGCGUGUCGGCGCUCUUCACGUACCCGGGCUGCGUGCUGCCGGCCGGCGACCGCGUGCGCCUGUUCGCGCGCCUGCGCGCCGACGUGUCCACGCUGCUGCCGCCGCUCACGCUGCAGUACGUGGCCGAGCAGCGUGUCGCUACGGGCUCGCACGCCGUCGCCUUCGACUGCGACCUCUUCUCGGAGCGGUACGUCGAGUACUGCUUCGUCUACGUCAGCCAGGCCAUCACGGGCGCCGUCACCGACGUGCGCAUGGACUGCGUGCCCACGCUGCCCGUCUCCGAGGCCGACUCGGGUUCCUGGGGUGCGUGGAGCCCGUGGUCGGCGUGCACUUCGACCUGUGGCGGCGGCACGAGGAACCGUUACCGCUUCUGUGACAGCCCACCCCCGAGAUACGGGGCAAAGUUCUGCGAGGGCUCCUCGCUGGAGACGAUGCGCUGCGGACCGGACAACGAAUGGGACUGCGCUCCCGAAGGGGUUAGCGCUGACCUGCCGCUGCCCCUGCCGCCGCCUGCGGAGGGCAGGCGGGUGGCGGCGGGGGCGGCGCAGGGGACGGCCGUCAACUCUGGCUGCCGGUGCGGCUGCGUGGUGCACCUGGGCACCACCAAGCCCGGCACCCUGCUGGCCUCAUCCUCCAAGUCCUGUCCGGGGAGGUCCUUCUGGCUCGUGCAGGCGGACGCGAACCACGCGGUGCGGCUGUGGGUGCAGCAGCAGCGGCUGUCGUGCGGCGCGCAGUGGCUGCGGGUGCGCGACGGCGACUCUCUCGGCGGCCGCCUGCUGCUCUCGCUGGACUCGGACCAGCCGCCGCUGCCGCCGGCCUCGGCCACCGCCGGCCACCACGUCGAGGCCGUCUCCUCCUCCAACACGAUGCUCGUCGAGUUCUACUCGGACGAGGCCGUGGCAGCGCUCGAGGAGUGCGCCGCCGGUUUCCUGGCCCACGCGCAGCAAGCAGUGCCGGCGAACGAGACGCUUGUGGGCUACCCGCUGGCGGUCGCGGGCGCGGGGGUGGCGGGCAUGGGCGCGGUGGGCCUGGUGGGCGGGCCCGACGCGUGGUGGGCGGCCGGCCUGCGGCUCACCAUCGUGCACGCGGCCGCCGUCGCCUUCCUGGGCUGCGUGGUGCUCCUGUCGGCCUGCCUGUGCGCGCAGUACGGCCACCGCUACCGCAAGUACCAGCUCACCGCCGCCAAGGAGGACCAGGAGACGCUGUCGCUCACCGACAACGAGGAGACGGUCGGCACGUUGGUGCGGGCGGCGUCCUCAGCCACUCUAGUGUCGGAGGUCCUCUCGCUCAAGGGCUUCAAGAUCAGCAGGGAGCAGAAGAGAGCGACUGAGGUGGAAACGAGCGCCCUCGGCGGCUCCGCGGACUCCGUGGCGUCGGGCUCGGUGACUGUGUCGGUGGGCUCCCCGCAGUCGGACAGCACCCCGGGCAGCGCCAACAGCAGCACCGGCCAGGACGCCGCCGAAGGCGCCUCCCCCGCGCCGGGGCCGCUGGGGGCGCUGGGCCCGCCCCCCGGCGCCACGGCCUCGCUGCCCAACUCGCCGCAGCAGUCGUGCUCACCGGGGGCCUCGCCCACCACGGUGCGGCCGCCGUCGGCGCCUGGAGGGCUCAUGCGGCGCUCCGGGAGCUGCGAGCGCACCACCGCUCCGCCCAGGAGGCCCGGCAACGUGCGCCUCGGCCCCAGGCUGAAGGGUGGCCUCGUGAGCCCCGUCCGCGAAGAAGACCAGCAGCACGGCGCGCCGCCCCCGGGUGAGCCCUCGGCCGGAGGUGCGGCCCCGCAGGAGCGGCCAGGGCCUCCGGGGGCAGCGGCGGCGGCGGGGGCGGGGGCGGCCAAGUGGAGGCCGCUGCCAAGGCUGGCCGGCGGCCUCGCCAGGGGAGUGGCCUCGAACGCGUCGUCCACAUCCACCCUCGUCAACGACGGCGACGGUGCGCCGGGCUCGCCCGCCUCCUCGGUGCGCAGCUGGAGCAUGCGGUCGAGCACGGCGAGCAUGGCGAGCACCAUGAGCAGCGCCAGCACGAGCAGCAACGCGAGCGGCUCAUCCAGCAGGACGGCCACGCCCACGAACCCACUGAGUCCGCCGCCCGGUGCCCAGCGGCCGGGGCUGCGCUACCACCCGGGCGGGCUGCACCUGCCCGUCAACACCAACCCCAAGGAGAGCAAGGACCGGCGCAACCGCGAGCGUCUGCUGCGGGCGGCGGGGCUGGCCGGCCCCACCGCCGGCUCCGAGUUCUCGCUGGGGCCCGACACGGAGCUCGAGAUGGACUACUACGACUACAACGUGCACAACGCGUGCGCGGCGCCGGGCUCGUUGCUCGGCAUGGACCCCGCCUACCUGCUGUGGAUACCGCCCUUCACACCGGGCUCUGCCGGCUCUUGGGAGGAGGAGGGCGAGGACGGGUCCGAAUCGUGCCGGCUCUUUAGCAGUGACGGCGACGGCUCCGAGUCGGAGCACCCGCUGCAGCUGCAGGAGCUGGCGUCGCAGGUGCAGCAGUUGCACCAGCCUGACGAGAACUGCGGCACCGAGCUGCGGGAACUGCGACGGGCGCCGCCCACCGGGACGCUGGGACCGCUGCGGGAGGAACAGCGCGCGCAGAUCCACACGGCGCGCGUCACGGAGCUCACCGUCAAGGAGUCCGAGGCCAAGUCGGAAGCCUCCCCCACGCGGCCGGCGCUCACGCUCCAAGAGUUGAGUGCGUCGCCGCGGCGUCUGCCGGGCAGGCCGGGUGAGGCUGUUGCAGACGACUUUGAAAAGGAGACGUCUGUCGUCAAGUCGCCCAGCGACCAGCGACUCCUUUACCGCCUCCACCAGGAAGUCGACGACGACAUCAAAUUCGCCGACGAUGGCGACGACGACGAUGAUUGUGAGGAAAUUUUUAUCAAGGACUCGAAAGUGGAUCCGAAGACGGUACCGCUGUUGGGGAAGAGAGGGGACAUGAACGCGUGACAAGGAUUUGGGACGUUCAUUCGAGUUGUGAGCCUCUAGGCUCUACGGCUCCACGCUCACGACGUAACUGGUACUAGUCAAAAUUCUGUGGUGACAGAUUUAUAUAAUGAAUCAGUCUAAUAUCUAGUCAACAUGAAAUCUAUGAUAUCCAAAUAUAUCACUCUAUCUAACCAGAAACACCAACUGUUGCCCAUAUCACCUCAUCUGUAUCAUAAACUAUGGUUGUACUUACUUCCUCUGUUAUGUGUGGUUUUAUGUAUGAUAUUUUUUUUAUACAUUACUUUGUUAUUCACUUAACUACAAAUGACAUUUUUCUAUGUAUUUUAUAUUACAUGAAAGUUGUUACAGGCUAAAAUGUAUGACGCAAAAUUAUCAUAUAUUCUGCUCUAAGAAUUGAAAAUGCUAUUAGUGGAUGCAAUACACAAGAUAUUCAUUAAACAUAUAUAUAUUGAUAGGUACAAUCCUUUUAUGAAGAUUAUAGCUCUCUACAUGUUAUUUUGAUUUGUACGUGUACAUCAGUGCCAUAAUUCUGUGUACCAUUCCAGUGAAGAUAGUGGGCUGUGUGCAAUAUUUUAAUUGUAAACUGAAAUUAACAUAUUGUUUUAUAAUGUAAUGUUUUGUACAGUAAACCUGUGAAAUAAGAGAAA